UAUAGUAGCUUGUCCUGCUGCGAUGUUGUUUUUGUUGUUACGUACUUGUAAAGACUGAGUUAAUGGGUGUUUGCUUUUGACGUUUAUUAAUUACCUCAUUGUAACGACGGUUAAUUUUUCUGUGGAAAAUGAUAGUUUAGACAUUUCAAUGACUUACCUCAGUGUGUGACCGAAAAAUCCAUUUCAUGUGGACAUAAAAAUUACGCGAACUGCAAGUGCAAUUAAUAAUUAUUACAACAUGUGGAAACUCAUCUGUACAGUUUUACUAAUGCUUUACUUUACUCAGUGUCAGGCUGAUUCAUAUGAUGACAAAAGAUGCAAGUGUAUUUGCCCGAACAUUGAUUCCGUAUUGAAUAACACGUCUAGUGAUAAAAGAGUAUUGAAUUUCGUUACGAACGUUUCAGCGGAUAAAUGUGAUUGCGAUGGAGUGGUUUUACCUAAAAUAGGAGAUAAACUGCAGGGUAAAGAGCAAAUAUAUUGCCCUAGAUGUGAUUGUAAAUAUGAAAAUAGAAAUACAACUAUUAUUAAGAUUGUAGUUAUAAUUGUUAUAUGGGUUAUAUCAUUAUUAGUCAUUUAUAUGCUGUUUUUAAUAUGUUUGGAACCAUUUCUUAAUAAGCGAUUACACAAAGCAACAGGCGGAGUUGGAGGAUAUCAAGAACAUAAUAAUGAAGAGGAUGAUACUUCUGUUGCACCUGGAAUGUCGCAUCCAAUGGGUGUGAGAGGGAAUGUUUUGAAUCGAGUUGGUCUUCAACAAGAUAAAUGGAAACGGCAAGUCAGAGAACAAAGGCGUAACAUUUAUGAUCGUCAUACAAUGCUCAAUUAAUUUGGAUUAAGUCAUUAAAUGACACCUGGGCAGUCAUGUUUUUUUUUAAAUAAAUUUAUUUAUUUAUGAUAAGAAAUGUUGAAUAAUGAGAGAAAUUAUAGAUAAAUGUAAAUAUUAUGAUUUUUUAAAGUUUCUUUAAACAUUAAACACAUUAAGUACAAUAUACUUAUAUAAGGAACUAUUCCAUGAAGUAUAUAUUUUAACUCAUAAUAAUGUAACUUAUUUUAAAACAUCUAUUAAUAAAAGCAUUGGUAAUGUAAGUUGGUA
Molecule: messenger RNA, 1090 nt
Organism: Trichogramma pretiosum
Lineage: Eukaryota; Metazoa; Arthropoda; Insecta; Hymenoptera; Trichogrammatidae
Exons: 5
Coding region: 239-823 (194 amino acids)
Cellular component (GO): lysosomal membrane
Source: RefSeq, a predicted model, not a curated record